UUUUCCCGUCUGUCAAACGCACCUAAAAAACCCCAGUGAACCUAAAAAUAUCUCGAAAACCCCUAAAAACCUGUGAGAAACCCUUAAAAUCCCUUGAAAAUCCCCCUAGAACCCCACGACCCCUUGAAACCUCGAAAAAUCCCCUCAUUUCCCCUACAAUCCCCUGAAUGUCCCCUCGAUAUCGAUUCCAACCUCAAAAAAAUUCCCUCAAUAAAACAAAAUCAUAAAUUCCAACCCUCCAAAAACCUCAGAAACCCUCGAACCCCUAGUAAAAUCUCCCUAGAACCCCCGCUACCCCUUAAAACCUCAAAAAAUCCCCUCAUUUCCCCUACAAUCUCCUAAAUGUCCCCUUGAUACCCAUUCCAACCUCAACAAAAUUCCCUCAAAGCCGCAAAAAAAAAAUUUCAUAAACUCCCACCCUCCAGAAACCCUGAAAACCCUAGUAAAAUCCCCCUAGAACCCCUAUUUUCCCCUGAAAACUCGAAAAAUCCCCUCUUUUCCCCUAUUAUCCCCUAAAUGUCACAUCGCCCCCUCAUUCCAACCUCAGAACAAUCCCCUCCCCCUCGAACCCCCUGAAAAAGUCGUUGAGAAUCGUUCCCAAAAUUCGAUUAAUCGACUCGAAAAAUGUUCGAGACGCCGGGCUGGUCGUCCUCUCGGGACGAGGAGAUCCACAAGGCAGCGGGUAACGUCCAGCUCCGUAAAUACGGUCAAUUCUUCUCGCGUCUCUCGCGCACCUGGUGGGAGCCCUCAUCGACCCUGGACCAUGUUCUCGAGGGCCCGAUCCGCCUGGUCUACCGCAUCACCGAGUCCGAGAGUCUCCUCUCCCUCUCGGAGAUGGAGAACAAGCACCUGUCGAAGAUCCUGGCGACGGUGGCGGGCACCUGUCGGGAGAUCCGCGCGCUCAAGUCCGAGUUCCCUGAUCUCUACUCGAAGAUCCUGUACAACUCCGAGAAAAAUCACCAGGACAACUACAGCGGCCUCUUCGGGGACCUGCAGGACCUCUCGGUCUUCUGCAACCGGAUCUCCUCGGUGAUCCACCUGGCGAUUGAGCAACUGUCGAGCCUGACGAAGACGUCCAACGAGAUCUACUUGCCCGCGAUGAUCGAGCAACUGAUAGAUCUCUUCGUCAUCCUGGUGACCCUGGACGAGGUCGUCGAGGCGCAUCAGACCCUCCAGGAGAGCUGGCGAAAGUACCGGAUCCAGGUGCGGACGGUCAUGCACAAUCCGCAGAAGUUCUCCCUACCUGAGAAUCGAUUGGUGACGUUCGACGAACUGCUGAAGGAUCUGCACGCGCAGCUGUUCACGCGGAAUUUGUUCCUCCGCGCGGUGGAGGGGGUGAUGAACAUCAGCAAGACACCGCUGAUGAACGACCACCUGUUGAGCUACCUCAGGAACAUCUUCACGGAGGUCGAGACGAAGAUCCUCUCUCCGCACCUGAUCAGUAGGAACGUCGUGCGGACGAACGUGGGGAUCGUCCUGUCGACGAAGCUCUUCGGUGUGUGCGACAAAAAGCUGCAGAAGAGAGUGGUGGAGAUCAACAAGAAGAUCUACGCAGUGGCCCUCGUGGGGAAUGUCCUGUGGGUGCCCUCGCGGUUCCUCUCGGAAACUCUGCCAAAAGAUUUCGCGAACUCGUGCGUCACGCCACAGGUGGGGGAGAAGCUCCUCGCCGCAAUGAUUCAGAAGCUUCCGCAGAAUUACGGAAGCAUCGUUCAUCGAUCCAUGAUCUGGUGCAUGGACGCGCGGAAUUUGCUGUCGGACUCGGAGUUCCAGAUUCAAGACAUUAAGAAGCAGUACAGCCUUUUGAAACAGGUGGUGGGACUCUUCCAGCAGAUCAACGAGGUCGUCUUCACGGUUACAAAUCUCCACGCGGAAUUGUCCAAGCCGAUGACCCGCGGAACGGUUCAGAUCAUUUGUCGAUUAGUCGAGAUGCAGAAGACGUUGGAGUCGACUCUUCGCAAUCUGGGGCCUAAUAUCGUCCAGGCGCAGGGACGAUCCCUCCAGUGUCUCUCCUACGAGAUCCUCUUGAUCCUGGAGUCCGCGCGGAAGGGGCUUGUUCAGAAGGAUCAAGGCUACAGCCGAGAACGGCUUGACGCGUUAUCCCUCAUGAACCUGGCGAUGAAACUGAUCGAUACCACACCGUCUUCCGACCGCAGGCUGAUCGCGCGCUGCGCGUUGACCAUCUCCCGUCAGCUGUCGGACACCUUCAAGGAUGAGGACGCGGUCAACCUCAAGCAGAAGCUAGACGACUUCGACACGAUCGCGGAUCUGGACUCCAUCAUCUCCGAGGCAUGCGACUACUCGGUCCUCAUUCACUACCAGAACAUGAUCCCCGCUUACCUGACAUCGGUCUCAGAGGGCGAUCAAGACGUCAGUCACGUUCUGCAUCUUCUCAACGCGUUUAAUUCCGCGGUUAUCAAGAUCGGACGGUCGGAGGUGACAGAGGCCAAGGUCAAAGAUCUGAAGGAGUCUCUCAUCAAGAAUAUCCUGGAGCCCGCGUGUCGGGAGAUCGAGACAAGUCUCCGUCUUCACGUGCACGCACACCUGAAACUGGACUCCGCGAACCCCUUCAAAAUCGGUGUUAAGGACGGCGGAAGGAUCGUCCGGUCAUCUCCGCUGCCGAUCGCGAGUUCUCUCAUAAGUUCCAAACGAUUUAUCGAACACUACCUCGACGACAUGUUCUACAACCUCACAACAGUGGCGCUGCACGACUGGAGGACCUACAGAACAAUGCACACCCUCGCCAAGUACAAGUUGGGCCUGGAAACCGUGCAGAAUCAUCUCCCGACGCAGACGCUCGAGCAGGGGCUCGACGCGUUAGAGAUCAUGCGGAACAUCAGCGUCUUCGUCUCGAAGUACCUCUACAACUUGAACACCCAGACUUUUGUGGAGCACACGAGCGCCAACAAGCACCUGAACACCAUCGGCAUCCGCCAUAUCGCCAACUCCAUCCGCACACACGGCACCGGAAUUAUGAGCACAACUGUAAACUUCGUCUAUCAGUUCCUCCGCGUCAAGCUCCACACGUUCUCACAAUUCCUCUUCGAUGAGCAUAUCAAGUCUCGUCUUCUACGCGACAUCAGGUUCAUCAGGUCUCAGAGAGAGCGCGACGAGGUGCCGUACACAUACGAACGCGCGGAGAAAUUCCAGAAGGGAAUCCGCAAACUGGGAAUGUCGGCGGAGGGAUUGAGCUAUCUCGAUCACUUCCGCCAACUGAUAACGCAGAUCGGAACCGCGCUAGGGUACGUCAGACUCAUCCGGUCUGGCGGGCUACACGCGUCGGCGAACGCGGUUUCUUUUCUUCCGGAGAUCAAGUCCUCCGCGCGUUUCGAAAGCGCCUGCGAGAGUCUCGAAUAUUCCGCUACAACGAAAGCUGCCGCGAAACGGUUGGACGACGACAUUGGAAAUCUCGUCCGCAAUUUCACGGAGGGAAUUCAAUACUUCAAAUUACUUGUCGACGUCUUCGCUUCCGCGUUCCGCGACCCCAAGAGUUUUCAUCUCCAGCAGUUCUACGCGAUCAUUCCUCCGCUGACCUUGAGCUUUGUUGACAAUGCCGUUGCGAAUAAAGAGAAGAUCUUCAAGAAGAAUAAGGAUGGCGCUGCAUUCACUGACGACGGUUUCGCGAUGGGCGUGGCUUACGUCAACGCACUUCUCGAUCAAGACGCGGAAUUGGACGGACUCCAGUGGUUCGAGACUGUUAAUGGGCAUUUUAAUCUGGAGAAAACGGCGGCGGAAGUGAGGGCAGAUGGAGGGGAUGAAAAACUGCAGCAGACGAAGGCUCUGACGCUCAAGCGGAUUGCGCAACGCACUGCGGAAUUUCAACUGCUUUAUUAUUCGCUCUCCGGGGCUAGGGUGUUUUUCAAACAGCCUGAGGCGUGAUUUUGGGCAUUUUAAGGGUCGAGGGGUCAUUCUGAGCAUUUUUCAUCAGUUUUUGUAAUGUUUGAAAUUCUGCGUUUUGUUAAUAAAUGAGAGUUUUGUUAGA
Messenger RNA from Diachasma alloeum, 3979 nucleotides. RefSeq names its product WASH complex subunit 4 (gene SWIP). Gene Ontology annotation, biological process: endosomal transport; endosome organization. Lineage: Eukaryota; Metazoa; Arthropoda; Insecta; Hymenoptera; Braconidae. The record is from RefSeq and is a predicted model, not a curated record. The transcript has 2 exons. Gene Ontology annotation, cellular component: WASH complex; endosome. Bases 625 to 3876 code for a protein of 1083 amino acids.